Messenger RNA from Rotaria sp. Silwood1, 1809 nucleotides. NCBI's taxonomy places the organism in Eukaryota, Metazoa, Rotifera, Eurotatoria, Philodinida, Philodinidae. The record is from the annotation of a GenBank genome assembly.
AUGGCAAAUUUGGAAAAACAAGCUGAUGAAAUCUUAGCAUUACAAUCAAUAUUUGAUACAAAAUUUCGUCUCCUUCAUGACAACAAUCGAUAUGAAAUUUUAAUUGAUUUUGAUCUCAUUCAACCAUUUGUUCUUCGAUGCAAUGAUAAGACAUCUAUUAUUCAUCAUUUGCCACCAUUUUCUCUGAUUAUUCAUUAUCAUGAUGAAUACCCAAGUGAUCAUCCUCCUUCGUUUAUUCUUUCUUGUUUUUAUUUUUCGAAAAUAUCUUUACAAAACCUUUGUCAAAAACUUGAUAAAUAUUCAUUUGUAAAAGGUGAAGUUUGUGUUUAUGAUUGGAUCGAAUUGAUUAAACAGGAAACUACAAAUGAACUAACACUUGACACCAAAGUCGAAGAACAAAUCAAUGAUCCACGAGCAUUAAAUGGUUAUUUACCUGAGAACAUUGACCAAAUUUAUCAAUAUUUAAUUAAUUAUAAUACUGAACACGAAGAAAAACAAUUUGAAAAUCACUUUCAAACCUGUUUAAUAUGUUCAGAUAUUAUUCGAGGAAGUGAUUGUAUUCGUCUUCAUCGUUGUAGACAUUUUUAUUGUCGAUCAUGUUUAAAUAAUUAUGUUCAAAUGACAUUAAACAAUGGUCGAUUUGGUGAAAAACUUCUUUGUCCACAAAAUCAAUGUCAAAAAGCCUUACUUCCCAAUGAAAUCAAACAAAUUAUUCAAGACGAUCAAUUAUAUCAAAGAUAUGAAAGAUUAACAUUACAACAUGCUUUAGAAUUAAUGAAUGAUAUCAUUUGGUGUCCAAGAGAAAUAUUUCAUUUCCAAACAACUUGUCCAAAAGAUUAUCUAAUUAAACAAAUGAGAUUACAACAAGAAAAACAAUUUGAAAGAAUUAGAAAACAACAAGAAGAAGAACGUGAACGAAUACAAAAAGAAAAAAAUCGAAAGCGAUUAACCAAAGAACAAGAAAGAGCUCAGACAGAACGGGAUAGAAUCGAAAAACAACAGAAAACUGCAGCUGAAAGAGAACUUCUUAAACAACAAUAUCGUGAAGUUACUAUUGAUUUAUCGGAAGAAGAUACUUUAUUAGAAAAUAUCUUAAAUGCUGAACGAAUGGAAGCAUUGAAUACUCAAUCAUGUCCAAAUUGUCAUGUCAAAAUUGAAAAAAAUGGUGGUUGUUCACAUAUGCGUUGUUCAAGAUGUGAUUACAAUUUUACUUGGUCUACAUCGGAAGGACCUCAAGAUCCUAAGAUAACCUCAUUGCUAUAUCAUUCUUCUACAGCUCAAUCAAUUGAAUCUAUUAGAGAAGAAUUAAAUAAGAAAUUAGAUACAGCAAAAAUAUCUGAAGAAGAUGAAAAAGUUGUCAUUAAUAAUCGAUCAUUUAUUGGUUCUGCUAUCGUCAAACGAGUCAAACCAUGUCCAAAUUCUUCAUGUCAGAAACUCAAUAUUAAAAUGGGCGAUGAUAAUUUGAUUAUAUGUAACGAUUGUUUCGAACAAUAUUGUUUUUCAUGCGCGAAACCCAUUAACGGAUUACAACAUUUUCAAAAAAAAUGUGAUCGUUAUACAUCAUUGCUGAGUUUUAUUCAUGAUGUUAGUAAUUUUAUUGAUUCACAUUCGAGUGGUCGAGCUAUUAUUAAAGGUUAUGUUAGCAAGGAUGCUAUCGUGACGUUUUAUGGUAGUGUACAUGAUCAUAAUGCGGCAGCACACAAUAUGCUUGCUAUGAUGCGAGUUGUUGUUUGUAAAUAUGGUGGUGAAGUAGAACAUAUUAAGAAAAGAUUAGGACACGUUCAAACUCCAAUUCCUAUUUUUGCCUAA